Pseudogymnoascus verrucosus is the source of this 2182-nucleotide messenger RNA. It is a transcript of the gene TOS1, whose product is annotated as target of Sbf. Gene Ontology annotation, cellular component: fungal-type cell wall. NCBI's taxonomy places the organism in Eukaryota, Fungi, Ascomycota, Leotiomycetes, Thelebolales, Thelebolaceae. The transcript is spliced from 2 exons. The record is from RefSeq and is a predicted model, not a curated record. Bases 348 to 1694 code for a protein of 448 amino acids.
CGCGCUCAUCUCGACCAUCUCGACCGUCCAGCCCCUUCCACCGUCACUCAUUCUACCCAUUCAGCCAUUUCACCCAUACCCAUACCCAUGCCCUUGCACGGUCCAGAGUCAGUUUGCUAAGGUUACAUGGUCUAUGAUCCCAAGGACACAAGGACCACCCACACAAGCCAACACGAACCACUCAUCCACACCACACUGCACCUACAAUGCCACUUUCCACUUGACAAUAAGACAAAUCCCGCUGGACGAAGCACAAGUUCCAAAUCCACACUCCUUACCACCCACGAAAUUUAACGAUCAAUCAAUCCUAUAUCACGAAAACAACUACCCCUAAACCACAUCUCAAAAUGCAUUUCACCAUGCGCAUCGCCUCUCUCAUCCUGGCCUUCGCUGCCUCCUCCGCCGUCGCCGACCAGUGCGCCUCCGGCUCCACCCUCGACGGCGGCAACUACUUCUGCCAGCUCGUCGACGCCAUCCAGUACUCCAACGUCGGCCACGCCGGCGCCUACAACAAGGUGACCUCCAUGGGUUCCGACGGCAAGUGCGCCACAACCCCCGUCUCCUACUCCGGCUCCCUCGCCCCCCUCGACGAGGAGGUCUCCCUCCACUUCCGUGGCCCCAUCACCCUCAAGCAGGUCGCCGUCUACACCAAGACCUCCGGUUCCUCCAAGAAGCGCGACACCCACUCCCACAGCCGCCACGGCCACAAGGCCUUCCACGCGCGCGCCCUGAAGGAGACCGUCGAGAAGCGCGCUGACAUCGUCACCGCAACCAUCGACGGCGUCGUCCAGACCUGGGAGAACAACUACUUCGGCCCCGGCGGCGCAAAGGCCACUGACGCCCCCGUCGCCGCUGUUGUCAACGCCGCCGCAGCCGCCGUCCCCACCCCUGAGGUCGCCUCCUCCGCCGCAGCAGCCGGCGCCCCCGUCGUCGCAGCCGUCAAGCAGAAGCAGGCCGCUGACCCCAACGCCGCCUACACGCGCAGCGGAUACUACGACGCCGCAUCGCAGACCCUGGACGGCCUGACCUUCCUGGGCAACUACGGCGGUUCGGGAUCCGGCGUCUUCGACAACGUCUUCGGCAACUCGCUCUCCUACCUCAACUCCGCCGGCACCGGCGGCGCCGCCUCCGCCUCCGUCCUCGCCGACGCCCUGAUCGGCAGCAACAAGGAAUUCGCCAUCUUCACCGACAACGAGUGCGUUGAGGGUGACAGCUGCGGCUACACGCGCCCGGGCUCCGUCGCGUACCACGGCUUCGAUGGCGCGGAUAAGGUCUUCCUCCUCGAGUUCGGCAUGCCCGCCGAUGGGUCCUCGGGUUUCAACGCUGAUAUGCCCGCCGUCUGGAUGCUCAAUGCGCAGAUUCCCCGUACCCUCCAGUACGGUGAGGCGAGCUGCUCGUGCUGGACUACUGGAUGCGGAGAGUUUGAUAUUGCUGAGGUCUUGAUGUCGGGCGAUAACAGGUGCAAGUCUACUCUGCACACCAACGCUCCUGGUGGAAGCUCGGAUUACUUCGCUCGCCCUACCAGCGGAACCAUGAAGUUGGCUGUCAUCUUCAAUGGUGCUGAUGGAACUGCCAACAUCCAGAAGCUGAGCGAUGACGCUACCUUCCCUGCCAGCUUGACCUCGGACCAGGUCACCACCUUCCUCAACUCGGUGACGGGGAGCUUGUUGAGCACUUUCAGCGUUGCUGCUUAAAUCACUUCUUUGAAGAGUGAUGGGUAGCUGGUGAUGCCUGUUCUUGCUUUUGCUUUUGAUAUUUUACUUGCAUGCGACAACUUGCCUUUUUGCCGGGGAACGCGGGAAUGGUGGCGGAACGGGCCUGGUGUCUUGAUACCCCCCUCACCGUUUUUUUUUUGAAAUUUUCUCCGCGCGCGUUCUAUCCACGGUGUCUAUCCGGGAUGGGUUUUGGAUACAAACAGGACGGAUUGUAUGUAGGAGGUGGAAAGUUGAUGAUGAUAUAGGCCCGGGGAAAGGGAUAUGGGGGAUGGGGAUGAAAGGAGGUGGAGAGAUGGUGGUGGUGAUCUGUGAAAGCUUCUUCUCGACACGUGCGAGACAUGUGGACUUGUUUAUAUCCCCAUGAGGAGGGGCUGCAGAUUUUUACACUAUAGUUGUUGAGAGUUGAGGGAAUGAGAUGAGAUAAGAAUUGAAGAAAAGUUGCAAAAAAUAUAUAAAAAAAACACCCA